AUGAGCAUCAGAACCCCAUCACCGCUGGAACAUCUUGCCAUGCAAAGCCUACUCAGCAACCAGUCCCUGCUGGUCUCUGCCCUGAAGGAUCUAUCCAUGCAUCUGUUUCCUUCAGUCUUCAUGGAGGCCUAUGACCAGGGCCACACAGAGGUGCUAAAGGCCAUGGUGCAGGCCUGGCCCUUCCCCUGCCUCCCCCUGGGGGACCUGGAUGAGUCACUAGACCUGGAAACCCUCAAUGCUGUCUUGGAUGGGCUUGAUCUGCUACUUGCCAAGAAGGAGCGCCCGAGUGGGUGGAAACUACAAGUGCUCAAUCUUCAGGGUGAGAACUCAAAUAUCUGGAUAAAGGGGUAUACCUCCAUGGCCCUACUCUCAUAUCCAGACAUCAGCCUGCCUCAGCCAACAGGGAGUUGUGGUUUGUUGAUGACUGAAGAGCAGCCCUUGAUGAUAGUCAUGAACCUGACCAUCAACCAUGGCCCCCAGGAUGCUUUCCAGGCCUCCCUGCUCCAGUGGGCCAGGAAGAGGAAAAAACGAGUCCAGCUGUGGUGUAGGAAACUGCAGAUUCUGUCUGGCUCUAUCUAUAAAAUACAGAAGGCUCUGCUUACAGUGCGUCUGGACUCCAUCCGGGAGCUGAAGGUGAAUAAAUUCUGGCUUCGAGAAACCAUGAAAAACUUUGCUCCUUACCUGAGCCAGAUGAAGAACCUUCACAUCUUCAACUUCUCCAAGAUGAGUGCCAAGUUCUACACUUCCACCCUCAAGAAUGCCUGGUAUUCCUGCCAAUAUGCAGCACAUCUGGGGCAGCUGCAGCAUCUCCAGGAGCUUCAUGUGCACAGUGUCUUCUUCCUGUAUGGAAAGUUGCCCAACAUCCUCCAGAGUGUGACACAUUUGAAGACCUUGUCUCUCCAUUCAUGUCCACUGAAGGAAACUGACAUAAGGUUUGUGUCCCUCAGUCCCUGCACCAAGCAGCUCAAGCACCUUCGUCUGAGGAGCUUGUUCAUGGGCUGUUUCAGUCCUGAGCUCCUGCGAGCCCUGCUGGAGCAUGUGGCUGGCACCGUGGAGAUGCUGGCCCUAGAGGACUGUGCCAUCACUAACUCUCAUCUCUCUGCCAUCCUGCCUGCCCUGAGCCAAUGCUCCCAGCUCAUCUUCUUCAGUUUCUAUGGAAACGACAUCUCCAUGGCUGCCAUGCAAAACCUCUUGAGCCAUACAGCUAGGCUGGGCCGUUUGAGACUAGGGCUCUAUCCUCUCCCUCAAGAGGGCUACCCCUCUCAAUAUUUGGGCCUAGGGAGCAUUGGCCCUGAGAGAAUUGCCCAGGUUUGGGAUCAGUUGAUACAGGCAUUGAGAGACAUGAGAACAACCCAGAAGGUCCAAAUCUGUCCCAGUUUUUGUCAUUGCCACAAAAAGUGCCUAUUCUAUAGCCUGGGGCCUGAUGGCUCUUGGGUUCUUAAAAUUGAGCCUUCUCCUGACCUUUGUGCUCUCCUUGUGUAG
This is a messenger RNA of Perognathus longimembris pacificus (Pacific pocket mouse), 1482 nucleotides long. Its product is annotated as PRAME family member 12-like. The transcript has a single exon. Gene Ontology annotation, cellular component: cytoplasm. Gene Ontology annotation, biological process: positive regulation of cell population proliferation; negative regulation of apoptotic process; negative regulation of cell differentiation. Lineage: Eukaryota; Metazoa; Chordata; Mammalia; Rodentia; Heteromyidae. Bases 1 to 1482 code for a protein of 493 amino acids. The record is from RefSeq and is a predicted model, not a curated record.